AGAAAGACGACAAAUCCCUCUUGGCCCAGUUUUUCUACGCCGACGACGAGCUCAACAACGUCGUCAACGAACUGGACAGCUUCGAUGGCAGAAAGGACCCCGAGCGAUGUACGACACUGGUCAAUCAAUUGCGACAGGCCCAGGACAAGGUCUUGACCAUCACGAAUGCCAUCAUGGACGUGCUCAUCGGGGACGAGAGAGCCAACAGGGAUUUCAGGGUAAAGUUUCCGGAGGACGUCCUGCAAGAGAAUCUGGCCGGCCAAUUGUGGUUUGGAGCUGACUGCUUGGCAGCGGGUUCUUCCAUAAUGAACCGAGAACAAGAAAGCUGCGCCAUGCGUCCGCUGGCUAAAGCCGUCACCAAGAGCCUAGAGAACGUGCGCAACCUGUUGCGCGCCACGUGCCUGCGCAAUAACACCCCCAACGGACCAAUUAAACUCGACUCCAACGAACAAGAUACGGAGAUGUUGUUGGAAAGUUUGAAGAUAUUCGAUAGAUUGUUCGCCGAGUUCGAGCUAGCCUACGUUAGCGCCAUGGUUCCUGUUAAGUCCAUGCAGGAGUACGAGCUGCAGGAACUUAUAGGCGUGUUGUUUUCGGAAACGUUGCAGAGGGCGCUAAAAAUGAAACUGUUGACGCAAGACAUGAUAGACGACUGUGAUCCUGCCUUAAUGUUCACCAUACCCCGUUUAGCAAUAGUCAGUGGGCUGUUGAUAUUCCCGGACGGGCCUCUUUGCAUAGACAGAACUAUAGAAGAUAUGAGUGAAAUGUUUAGGCCUUUUAGGACACUGUUACACAAAAUUCGGGAGUUAUUAUUCACGUUAAACAAACUAGAACUGUAUAGAUUAGAAAAAUUGUUGUGUGAUAACGAACAAAUUGAUGAUGUUAAAUCUGUUAGUGACUUAGGUGUUGAUAAUGAACUUUUAGAAUUCAUAAGUCCCUUUUAUAACGACUACACAUUAUGCCAAGAUUCGCUUUCUAAUUAUUUAAAGAACGAUACCGAGAAGCCUACUUCUUACAAAAAGACGACUGUUCUGGAUUGGUUUGCCGAGCACGACAUCGUAGACGACGGGUUACCUUCUACAUCUGGAUACCUCAUCCCGACAAACGUUCUUCACAAUACCAUAAUCGCAGCCAACACAAAUUCCCACACAUCGAUCAGUAGGCUCGAUUCUCCUCCGGACCACGAUUCCUUGGAGAUCAUUUCCGUGGCAGCUGCUACUCUCUCGUCCAUUUUGACCACCCAGGAUGCUAUCCCCGGCAAGGCUGAAACCAAAAAGAAUACCGUAGAAGAUCUGGAAUCGCCAGAUGAUUCAGGAAUAUGCACGGAAAAUACUAGUCUCGAUAGAAAGAAAAAAGGCGGCAAUCGGACGAAAAACGUCAUCGAAGAGGAUUUUUCGAGUUCUGGAAGUUCCGAGACGUCAUCAUUUAAUAGCACGUACGCCGACGAUGAAGAAAUUGCUAUGGCUAUGCAAGCCGCCGAAUUGGCUACCAAGAACGAAGUUAGAGCGAAAUAUAAAUCCAGCGAAGACUUACUGCACCGCUUAUUCGUAUGCAUAGCAGGUGUGGCCGACCAACUACAGACGAACUUCGCUUGCGACUUGCGCAACAUCCUGAAAGCUGUUUUCCUUAUCAACGCCGGUGAUGCAGUCCCGGAUCCGCCGCCCAAAAGUAUAGAACCCUCUAAUCCGAUAGAAAAUUCCAUAGAGUAUCAUCCCUUGGAGCACGAAGUGAUCCAGAACAACAACGAAUUUUCUGUGGAUCCCAAUAUACUAGCUCAAGAGGCCCUCUUCGAUUCCAACAUCUAUUUCCACUUGGACACGGACGACGAAUGUCAGGAGUAUGUGAAUCGUCGAAGACAGCAACAAGAAACCGAAGAAAGGGACAUCAGUUCUCUUACUGCAGACUUAAACAGGUUGGCUUCGUUCCGUGAAGAAAUAGCCAAUUUGCAUCCUAACGAAGUCUCUCAAAACGAACCCGACAACAUCCUCUGCACCGAAGCCCCCGACUAUUCCCGCCCACCCAUUUGGAUCCCCGACGUCGAGGCGCCCAAGUGUAUGAGCUGCCGAGUCAACUUCACGGUGGUCAAACGACGCCAUCAUUGCCGCAAUUGCGGCAAGGUCUUCUGUGCUCGAUGCUCUUCUAAUAGUGUUCCGUUACCGAAAUUCGGACUCGUCAAACCCGUCAGGGUGUGCAAUAAAUGUUUUAUAUACAAUUUGACACCGUUUACUGUGUAAAACGGACUGUUUUGGACUGUUGAUUCGGUUGAAUCGACCGGAAAAUGCUUGUCUGGGAUUUGUCAUUUGUCAUUAAUAACCAAUGUCAUUAAUAAUCUUGAAAUACGCCAUUUCUAACAAUUUAUGACAUUUGUUAUUCGUCACUAAUUAAGUCGCUUAUUUCAGAAACAACCUAAGUCACGUUCGGACAGUUUGC
Diabrotica balteata is the source of this 2427-nucleotide messenger RNA. The record is from the annotation of a GenBank genome assembly. NCBI's taxonomy places the organism in Eukaryota, Metazoa, Arthropoda, Insecta, Coleoptera, Chrysomelidae.